Molecule: messenger RNA, 770 nt
Organism: Porites evermanni
Lineage: Eukaryota; Metazoa; Cnidaria; Anthozoa; Scleractinia; Poritidae
Source: the annotation of a GenBank genome assembly
CUGUUCCCUGUUGCUGCCGCUUAUAUAUUAAUUGCAGUAGUGGCAGCAGUUGGAAACCUUCUGGUCUGUUUCGCUAUACUCACCAACAGAAGUCUUAGAAGCAAGCCAUCAAACCUACUGCUGCUGUCCUUGGCUGUCUCAGAUCUUCUGACUGUAGUCUUGGCAAUGCCAUUCGAUAAAGAUUCGUUUCUUCAAGGACAUUGGAGACAUGGACCAGUAAUGUGCGUAACGUCUCUUACUUCCUACCUCAUCACCGUACCCACAUCGAUUUUGACGCUUUUGGCUAUCAGCCUGGAUCGCUACCAAAACCUUCUUGAUCCUCUGCGCGGAACGAAAAAAGAACUAGAACAAUGCUUAACUUCCUUCACUGUGUUAUACAACAUCUUGAGCAAUUUUCUGAACUUUGUUGGGCCGCUGGUAAUUACAUGCGUGUUAAAUAUCACGAUGUAUUGUAUUGCUUGCAAGCAUAAUAAAAGAGGUCUUAGGAAUCAUGGAAAGAUUCCAAAGAAGACGCAAAGGCCCAUGCAAGAUCCCUAAAAGCUGCGAGGACAACUUUCAUGUUGGUGGCAGCUUUCUUCUUUUGCUGGCAGCCCUUCUCGUACUUCAGUAUUGUCGGUAUUCUCUACGGUGAACAGAACUGGGACCCAUACCCGAGUAAAGUUUUCUAUGUUCUGUUGAUGUUUGGCUACCUUAACUCGGCUCUGAAUCCUUUUUUCUUUGCGUUUCGCAACAAACAAUUCAAAGCCACGUACGUUAGAAUGUUUAACUUG